Molecule: messenger RNA, 561 nt
Organism: Metopolophium dirhodum (rose-grain aphid)
Lineage: Eukaryota; Metazoa; Arthropoda; Insecta; Hemiptera; Aphididae
Exons: 3
Coding region: 1-561 (186 amino acids)
Source: RefSeq, a predicted model, not a curated record
AUGUACAAACACAAUUUACUUUUUAUCCUCUUUACACUAUUGCACGCUUUACCUUCUAUUGCUAUAGCUACCAAUAGUUUAUCAAAAGAUGAGUUAACUACAAUUAAGACAAUUGGUUGUAAUUUUCAUGAAAAACUUGAACACAUUUAUGAGAGUCCAUUUGAGGAACAUUUUGAUAAAAUGAAAAUUUCUAAAUUUGCUGCAAAUUAUUCAGAUGAAAAGGAAAUAAAUAAACCGAACACUUUAGCGGCCAAUAGUUUCCUAGCGCUUGAAGGUAAAUUAGUGACUGUUAUUCAAAAACCAAUAUGGAAUAAGCCAGAGUAUAAAGCAAAUACAAAUAGCAAAACUAUUACAAAUAAAGAAGACAACUUUCCUCCCCUUGGUGAUUCGAAAAGUAUUCAAAUAAAUGCUCCUGUACCAGUAAUAAACAGCCGGUGUAAGAAUGCAGGUCGUGGAAGAGGUGUUAUUAGCCAAGUUCAAAGUAAUAACCGAAACCAAUUAAAUGCAAACUCAAAGCAAACAUCCAAAGUAGGAAGACUUUCUAUUAAUAGAAAUAAGUAG